AUGGCGCCCAAGCCGAAGCCUGACAAGGCCAAGAUAGCGGCGAAGCAGAAGGAAGCCUCGUGGCAGCAGCAGCAACAGCAGCAGCAGCAGCAGCAGCAGCAGCAGCAGCAGCAGCAGCUUCAGAUGCCCCGCAGCAUCCAUGGCCUGGCGGAAGUGGCGGAGGACAAGACCUUUGGCCUCAAGAACAAGAACAAGAGUGCCAAAGUACAGAAGUAUGUCCAGACGGUGGUGGCGGGGGCCAAGACGGCGGCGGUCGACCGCAAAACACUGAAUGCGAUGGAGGCCGAGAAGAAGGCCAAGGCGGUGCGGGAGGGUGUGGAGGGGGAGGCAAGGGGGGUGUGGGCAGGGGACAAGAAGGCGGCGGAGGAGGCGCGCCAGAAGGAGCUCAACGCGCUCUUCGCGGUGGCCAUCAAGCAGCCCAAGGUCCCCGUGGGUGUUGACCCGAAGAGCAUUGUGUGCGAGUUCUUCCGCCACGGCCAGGUCAGCGGGGCGGCUGCCGGGCCGGCGACCGGGAUGGCCUGA
Messenger RNA from Monoraphidium neglectum, 522 nucleotides. RefSeq lists its product as hypothetical. Gene Ontology annotation, cellular component: cytosol. Lineage: Eukaryota; Viridiplantae; Chlorophyta; Chlorophyceae; Sphaeropleales; Selenastraceae. The record is from RefSeq and is a predicted model, not a curated record. The coding region runs from base 1 to 522 and encodes 173 amino acids. Gene Ontology annotation, biological process: cytoplasmic translation. Gene Ontology annotation, molecular function: mRNA binding. The transcript has 7 exons.